This is a messenger RNA of Hyaloscypha bicolor E, 1527 nucleotides long. RefSeq lists its product as uncharacterized. Bases 346 to 1266 code for a protein of 306 amino acids. NCBI's taxonomy places the organism in Eukaryota, Fungi, Ascomycota, Leotiomycetes, Helotiales, Hyaloscyphaceae. The record is from RefSeq and is a predicted model, not a curated record. The transcript has 4 exons.
CGCUAAGAAUUCGUUCAGCUCCUGCAGCCACUCCGCCUCCUAAUACCAGGCACUUCCCAACAAGCGCAGCCCUUCUUGGCUCUUUAAGUCUUCAUCGUCGAUCUUGCGCUUCGAGCAAGUAUUUAGCCACCUGGCGUGUAGAUAUGGUAUCGUGCCACCAAUUAUGGACUGUGGCACAAUGCCACUCUCUCGGAACAAGGUACGCGAGAACCCUUGCUUUUUACAACUCUACCAGAACGGAUGAUCUACUCUAGGGGGUAUUGGUCAAAUUGUCACCAGUGCAUCAAGAAUGAUCCACCGAAGAACGAACCUCUUCCUAAUUUAGAGCGUAUCAAUCCAGCAGUCAUGGUUUGCACGAAAUCAUUACUGUUUGCGGGAAUUCUGUCCCUGGCCUCUUCUCUUGCUGUCGACUAUGUCCCAGUAGCUACAGCAAUCUCGAAUAACGGGGCCUCGUUCAAUUUGUCUCCCACACCAGCUCCAGCUCCGGACGAGCUUCGACGAAGACAAGCAUCACAAAUUACGGUACAAACCCUGCUGGCAGCCCCCGAUAAUACUUGCGGGUAUUUCCAAGGAAACUCUGAUGCACCAUGGGGCUGUUCAACUGGGAAUUGUGUCUUCGCCACUCCAACGGCGGCGGCGGUAUCAAAUGGCACCAAGGGAGCAGGGGGCGUGUUGUGCUGUGAUCCCAAAACUGGCUGCCCAGCAGCGCCGGCUGCAACAGCAUGCGUAGGUCGAGAUGACUACAACAAAACCUGUACAGGAUCAUGUACCUCCGAUCCUGCCACAUUGAAAUGCACUUCAGGAAUCUAUCUCUGGUGCAACACCGUAACCUUCACAACACCAAACAUAUCCGCAUUCUUCUGUAACUACAUCUCCACGACCGAUCCUCUCCCUGCCCAGACGGCCUUUCCCGGACAAGCAGGACACGCACUCACAACCACGGUUGCGAAAUUCGCUACGACACCCGCCCCCAGCACCUCUCUCCCUUCUUCCCUAAAAUCCCCCACAGGAACGCACAGCGCUUCGGCCACAGCAGGAGCUAGCACCGGCGGGGCGGGGAAGUCGAAUAAAGGGGCGGUUAUUGGCGGUGCGGUGGGUGGCGUGCUUGGGUUGGCGUUGAUUGCUGGAGCAGUGAUCAUGUUUUUGAGGUGGAGGAAUAGCCGGGAGCCGGACCAGGGACAGAAAGGGGCCGCCAGUUCGACUGAAGAAGUGAGUGCACCAGCUACAGCGAAAGCUGAACCAGUUGUUACUGCAAGGCCGAAGUGAGAAGCAACUAGAUGUGGGAGUUUCGGUGGACAAACAUAGAAGGAAAGGGACGGUUCAAGAGGGGGAUAUGGGACGGCGUGCAUAAUUUUCAUGAGGAGUUAGUUAUUCUCUAAAGGAGGACCGCACAAGUGUCGCUUACAAGUACCGGAUAUAUAGUAAUGUCUAUAAAGGGGUUUAGUCAGCGAUAAUUUCCCCAUUACCGGAGAUGGGUAUAGAAUAGGUGGCAAUUUCAUUGUUCAUCAGACGCUGGUAAAAUCGAAC